AUGUCCUCCGCGGCCCGCCGAGAUCGCCGCUACGACGGCGUCCCGCGACAACGGGCACCACCAUCCCCCAACUCGGACUUUGUCGAGUUCGUCCAUCGUGUCCUCGACAUCUGCUUCUCUCCAAUAACGUUCCCUAUCCGCGUCAUACGCGACAUCCUCACCCCUCCUCUCACCAUUAGCGUCGUCAUCAAGGGCAUCCUCGCGGUGCUCCUCAUCCUCGCCAGCGCAGCGUUCAGCACCCUCGCGGUCGGCGCGUUCUGGUGGUCUUGGGGCGUUGGGGGAAACGUCGAGGUCGAGGGGUGGCUCACAUACGGGUCGCGCACGAUCCGCACGCCUCAUGCUACUCUCCAGCUCCCCGUCGACAGAUUCCAGGAGGACCUGCCGUACGAUGUGCAAGUCGAGCUUGAGCUCGUUCGUCCCUCCCAAAGCUCCGAGGAGAUGGGAAACUUUAUGGUCACGCUCGACCUGCGCUCGUUGCGCGCCCCCGAGGUCUCGAUUGUCCAUGUCUCGCAACCUUCCCUUCCCCCACCACCACUCAAGACCUCCCUCGUCUCCCUCCCCUCCAUUCCUACGUGGUACAUCCCGCCAUGUGUGAUCCCGUGGCCGUUCCGUUCGUUCUGCCCGUCCAGAGUGUUUGGGUACGCCGGUGUGCCCGAUGCGAGGAUCAAGGAGCGCCGCCGGCGCGGAUCCCUCGUCUCCCCAGCCCGGGGGAACGAGGUCGUCCUCCUCACCAAAGAGCUCAUCGAGGGUACGGUCAUCAACCCCGGCCGCGGCGACCUCGCCAUUGGCUCAGCUUUCGUGUCUAUCGGCCGCGACGACACCAACUUGGAGGCUCCCGGGGCGCGGUACCACCGCGAAGUACGCACUACCGGCUGGGUCGUGGUGCGCUUCGUUCCACACCCGACUGGCCUCCGAUGGCUCAUGACGGCCAACCCGCUGCCGCCGCUGAUCAUCCUCCCGCCCGUCUCGUUCUCGCUCACGGUCGUGUCGGCGCUCAUCGGCUUCCUGGUCAUCUCGUUCAUGGGCAGACGCAAGGGCAAGCCCGAGGAACCGCAGAAGGCGAAGGAGCGGAAGAAGCGUGUAAAGGACGACCCGCCUGAGCGCCCAGACCCACGUCUGGCCCAACUAGACCGUAUAUGGGACGCGCGCACGUCACGCGAGGAGACGAGGGCGUGGGACGCGAUCGAGGCACGUGCAGCGGCACGCCGCGUCGCCUCGCCGUUUGAUGUCGUGCAGGUUGUGGAGCACACGACGCCGCGGACACACACGCCCGAGUUGACGCCCCAUUCGACGACGGACGAGGAGACGGCGACAGAGACAGAUGGGCCCAACGAGACGACGUCGGCAACGUCGGCAACGUCGGGCGCAACGGGAACGGGGGCGGAUACGACGGGCGCCAGCCAAACAGGGACGAGUGGAAGCACGAGCGAGUGGAGCGACACGUGGAGCGACGACCAGCGUUAUUAG
Molecule: messenger RNA, 1467 nt
Organism: Cutaneotrichosporon cavernicola
Lineage: Eukaryota; Fungi; Basidiomycota; Tremellomycetes; Trichosporonales; Trichosporonaceae
Exons: 7
Coding region: 1-1467 (488 amino acids)
Biological process (GO): lipid storage
Source: RefSeq, a predicted model, not a curated record